Metarhizium album ARSEF 1941 is the source of this 1173-nucleotide messenger RNA. Its product is annotated as Glycoside hydrolase, superfamily. The transcript has a single exon. Gene Ontology annotation, biological process: fungal-type cell wall polysaccharide metabolic process. Bases 1 to 1173 code for a protein of 390 amino acids. Lineage: Eukaryota; Fungi; Ascomycota; Sordariomycetes; Hypocreales; Clavicipitaceae. Gene Ontology annotation, cellular component: fungal-type cell wall. The record is from RefSeq and is a predicted model, not a curated record.
AUGUACGCCAACAAGGUUUCUGCCCUGGUCGGUGCCUUGGCGGUCAUCGGAUCGACUUCCGCCCUCAGCUUGCAUCGACAUGGACACCGGCUGCAGAAGAAGCAUGUGGUCAUCGACAGGGUUACUGAUGUCGUGACCGUCUACGUAACAAGGGAAGACGAUCUUCCUCAAUCCACCGUCGAGACCAACACUGGCACUGUCACCUCUCAGCAUGUCGUUGUAACUCCUACACCCAAGAUGGACGCUGUUGCCAACUUUCCUGCUCUCGCUCCCGGUUCCAAUUCGGCUCCUGCUGCUUCCCCUUCCACCAGCUUGGCCACUGAGGUCAAGCCAGCUCCUCCGACUGCUUCCACCGGCUUGGCUCCCCAGGUCCAGCCAGCUCCUCCAACUUCUCAGGUCAAGUCGGCUCCAAUUUCCGACAGCGGUGGCGGUGGCUCUGGAUCAAGCAACGGGCCUCUCUUCUCCGGCAAGCGUGGUCUUGCCUACAAUGACGCUAGCCUUGCCAACCUCUUCGGAAAGUCCUGCAAGCCUGGCGCCUGCGGUUGGGCCUACAACUGGGGCGACUCGCCCGGUUCCCUCGACCCCGCAUACAGCUUCAUUCCCAUGCUCUGGGGCGACAAGGGGGACAAUCUCCAACGCUGGGGAACUUCUUGUAGCAAGGGCAUCGGUGCCAAGGCUGUCUUUUCUUUCAACGAGCCCGACAACUCUGGCCAAGCUACCAUGUCUGCUGAAGACGCUGCUCGUCUUCACACACAGUACAUGAAUCCUUGCUCCGGCAAAGGGCCCCUAGUUGGAGCUCCUGCCGUCACCAAUAGUCAAAAUGACGGGGAAGGCCUCAAUUGGCUUGAUAAAUUCGUCACUGCAUGCAAGAUUCAGGGCUGCAAAUAUGACUUUUGCAACGUUCACUGGUACUCCCCCGCCAGCGAAUUCGACAGCCUUUUCGCUCACCUCGACGAUGCUCACCAGAGGUGCGGCAACAAGUCCAUCUUCCUGACCGAGUUUGCUCCCGCCGGCUCCCCCGCCGAGGUGGAUAUUUUCAUGAGGAAGGCUAUGCAGAAGCUCGAGUCCGUCGAGUACCUCCUCGGCUACGCGUACUUCAUGAUCAGGCCCAACAGCCUGAUGUCCACAUUGACCUCUCUGAGCUCGGUCGGCAAUAUCUUCGCCUCGGCUUAA